CAAAUAAAGGGGUGAUGAGGGGGCAAGGGGGGGUGGGUCAUGUUGCCAAGACAACAGCUUUAAGCCACUCUUGUCCCAAUGGUUCGUGUGGCUGUAGAAGCGACGGGGCAGGGAUGCGCUGGGGUUCUUUCUUAGCACCAUGAGCAGGAGCCCCGGCACGCUGGCCGUCACCCUCCUCAACCAGACGGCCACUCAGAAGGCACUUGGCCAGGACACGAGUGCUUCCAUCCACGAAUUUAAAGUGUUCAACAUCACCAUCACCUCCUUGGCCCUGUGCAUCCUCACGGUCACCGGCGUCCUCUGCAGCGUCUCUCUCCUCCGGCGCAUGAGGCAGUCCAAGCAGGCGCGUGUCUACGAGAGCGCCAUGGGAGCCAGCGAGGCGCCCCCGCUCCCCGCCACCUACACCGCGGAGGCGACGACGGAGCCCUCGUCCAGCCUGGCCCAGCUCCUGAGGAGGGGGGGUCGCUGCAGCCUCCGGCGUCCGCUGUCGCUGCUCCGCGGGCGGGAGGCGCCCAAGGACAACUCCCGCAUCUACUACAUCUACACCAACCCCCUCCCCGUCGGCCAGGACGAGGAGGAGGAGGAGGAGGAGGGCGGCGACGGUGGUGGAGGUGAAAGAGAGAGAUGGAGGAGUAGAGGGGAGGGGGGGAGGACCAGAGGAGCCGCUCUCUCUGCAUGAGCUCGCACAGGACCCAACCAGCGGCGUCACCCUCACCUCAGAGACUUUCUCCAUGCUGCUGUAGAGUGUGUGUGUGUGUGUGUGUGUGUGUGUGUGUGUGUGUGUGUGUGUGUGUGUGUGUGUGUACUAACCCUAACCCUAACCAAGGACCCAAACAGCGGCGUCACCCGCACCUCAGAGACUUUCUCCAUGCUGCUGUAGAGGCAGGCUGAGAGAGGGGGGGUUGGACAGAGAGACAGAGAGAAACAGAUGCGUGUGUGUUUAUGUGAAGGGGCGAGAGAGUUUAGAAGUCUGAGACGUGUGUAUGUGUGUAUGUGUGUAUGUGUGUGCCUAUCAGAGACAGAUAGCCAACAUCUGGUUGUUAGAAUUGCAAGUAUGGAUGUAGUGACCCUGGGUUUACAAUUUUUUUUAUCACUGGAAGAAAGGUGUGAUCUAGCCAGCUCAGCUGUCUGACGACGUGUUUUGUAGGCUAACUCAGGUGUGUGGACACAACUGUUCUGUAACAUUGAAUUUAAUUGAAAAUUGAGUUCUUUCACAUUGCAAAAUAAAGUUAGUACAGAGAAACAGAUCUUCAGUUUAGAUUAUUAUUUUUAAUUUUUUUUUAUUGAUUUGAGAGUUGAGAGUGACAGGCAGUAUGAAAUGGCUGUAGAGAGAAUAAGCAUCAGGUUUAUGGAAUA
Messenger RNA from Clupea harengus (Atlantic herring), 1356 nucleotides. RefSeq lists its product as uncharacterized. Lineage: Eukaryota; Metazoa; Chordata; Actinopteri; Clupeiformes; Clupeidae. The record is from RefSeq and is a predicted model, not a curated record.